AUGAAGGUCAAGACAAUUUCUCGCGUCGAGAAGGACUUUACACAAGAAGUGCAGUCGGACAAACUCAAGGUUUUUCGCAAUUACGACCCGGCUCUUCAUCCAUUUGAACGCCCACGCGAGUACACGCGUGCUCUAAAUGCCGUGAAAAUGGAGCGAUUGUUUGCCAAGCCAUUUAUUGGAGCUCUAGACGGCCAUUGCGACGGUGUGACAGCGUUGGCUACAAAUCCCAAGAGUCUCGUGGCGUUUGUGAGUGGUGCUGCAGAUGGUGAAGUGCGUGUGUGGGAUCUGCCUCGACGCAAAUGCGUGUGGAACGUGUACGGCCACCGCGGCUUUGUGCGAGGUCUGGCCGUUACUCCAGAUGGCAAUACUUUCUACUCAUGCAGUGAAGACAAAUCAGUGAAGCAGUGGGCGUUGCGUGUCAAGGAGGAGGACGAGGAUGCUCCGACUGCAUUGGCCACUUAUACUUCCAAGGAGCCAUUUCUCGGCAUUGAUCACCAUUGGUCUCAGAAUAUGUUUGCAACGUGCGGCUCCAAGGUGCAAAUAUGGGACCCGUCCCGCUCAACACCUACGCACGAAUUUGCGUGGGGUGCGGACUCGAUUAACUCUGUGCAUUUUAACCCGGCAGAAGCGUCACUGCUGGCUUCCACUGGAUCUGAUCGGAACAUCACUUUAUACGAUAUUCGCAUUGCGUCCUCUAUGCGUAAAAUUAUCAUGGGAAUGCGGUCCAACGCACUGGCAUGGAAUCCCAUGGAGCCCAUGAACUUUACAAUCGCCAAUGAGGAUCACAACUUGUACACGUUUGACAUGCGCAAGAUGGAACGCGCGAUGAUGGUGCAUAAGGACCACGUUUCAGCAGUUAUGGACGUGGUGUACUCUCCGACGGGUCGGGAGUUUGUGGCGGGCUCGUAUGACCGAACCGUUCGCAUCUUCAGUGUGCGCUCGGCAAAAAGCCGCGAGGUUUACCACACCCAGCGGAUGCAGCGAAUCUUCUCUGUCAAGUUCAGCGCUGACUCUAACUUUGUUCUUUCCGGAAGUGACGACACUAACAUUCGCAUUUGGAAGGCAGAAGCCUCCAAGAAACUCUCAAAGGUUGCUCCUCGCGAGCGCCGCAAGAUGGAAUACAACGAGUCACUUAAGGAGCGCUACCAACACCUUCGCGAAAUUAGCCGUAUCUCCAAGCACCGUCAUGUCCCCAAGGCCAUUAAAAAGGCUGCGCAGGCCAAACGCGAGGCAGGUGCGCGCGAGCAGAAAAAGAUGGCAAACCGCCGCGCCCAUGCCAAGGAGGGUGCCGUGCCCCACACCAACAUUCGAGAAAAGGUCGUUGUCAAAGAAAUGGAGUAG
Messenger RNA from Peronospora farinosa, 1341 nucleotides. Lineage: Eukaryota; Oomycota; Peronosporomycetes; Peronosporales; Peronosporaceae. The record is from the annotation of a GenBank genome assembly.